UUGGGAAGUGAGAAAUUUUUUAACAAAGUCAGAAAAAAGUGUAAAACUCCCACAACUUUAAGCACUUUGUGUUUCUUUUUUUUCUUUCGUUGAUCAACUAUCUCUUUACUCAGUUCAUAUCGUCCCUGAUUAUAAUUCAUCGAUUUUGCAGAUCAAAAAGAAGCAAAUGAAAAAGGCAGAGUGAAAUUUUCGUCCAUUUAGUCAGUCAAGAAGAGAAAAGUUAUUGUGUAACGUGGAAGAAGAAAAAGAAAAUUAGGAAAGGACAGAAAAGACGAUAAAGCAAUUUUCUCCAUCUUCACAUAUUGCUUUCACCCUAAUGAAAAUUUAGUUAAAUAAUUUAAGUGUAUGUGCAAUUUUCACGACUAACCGAAGGAGAUUUGGUAAAACUUUUUUACCUCUUCUGAAGUACGAAAUAAUGGAAAAAUCCAUCCAACGAGUCAUCAAGUUUCUCAUAACUUAUGGCAACUAAUUAAUGAAUACUUGUCAACAAUUUCCAAUUUCAUACUCUUCAAUUAUAGCAACCUAAGCUAACUUGAGCUUCAAUAUUAUUCCUAACUAAUUAAGUGAGAAAGUGGUCAUAUUAUAGUUAAAAUGGUUGUGAACAUAAAUAUGAAAAAAGGAAAAGAGAAAUAAGAAACCAUUUACAUUUGAGUUGAUAAAAAGGAACGCAAACAAGGCUUUCACAGCAUAAAUCGUUUUGCUGGUGUGAGUUAUAAUCAACCAGGAUAUAUAAAGUGAAAACAGAGAAAAACUAUAAAAAGGAUAACGAGCAGCAAAUCGAUAAUAAUCUAAUAAUACCAAUUCACCUUCGUACGAAAAUAGCUUUGGAAAAAAAAGAGCUGAGAAAAGCUUAAGUGUCGCGAAUGUUGUGAGAAAAUGUAUGGAAAUUCCAAUUCGAGUACCGAUGAAAUUGUAAAGGCCAAUGAUUGUGCAACUGGUGAUAAGUUAAAAGGCAUUAAUAAUAAAAGUAACAAUGAUAUAGCAUUCAGUAAGAAGGCGCAGCAUCAAUGCGACGCCGAUGAAAAUUUAUUUUUACGCUUUCUCGAAUUGGAUCCUCCAGUGACUGACACACAAUCUCGUCAGUCAUCGCUUGGUAAGGGAAAUGGACGAACACCAUUUACAAUAACGAAAAAGCUAAUUAAAUCCCCCGAGCAUGGUUUCGGUUUCUCAAUUGUUUGGACUCACCCUCCACGAAUUGAAAAAGUCGAGUCGGGGUUGUCGGCCGAGAAGUGCGGCAUUUUACCGGGAGACUUCGUAAUAUUCAUCGAUAAAUACAAUAUUGUAACAAUGCCUGAAUUGGAUAUCCUCAAUUUGAUUCGCACGCAAGGCAACACAUUGAUAUUGGAAAUUUUCCGUCGACCGACACGACAAGGAAGCAUUAAAAUUAUUCCACCUCGACUCAUUACGACGGUAGCUACUACUAAUCGACAAUUUUCUACCGACGAAGAAAGUUCAAUUAGGCCAUCGCAUCUUUGGUCGUCAUCAGCAAUGUCAUUGGAAAUAAGCAAGAAAAAGUUGAGAUUGCCUCAAGUGAUUGCAAGAAGCAAAGAGUCAAUUGCUAGUCAACAAAACCCUGAUAGUCUACGCAAACGAUAUCUCAUUCAAUUGAUUAAUCGCGAACAACAUUUCAUUAGUGCCAUGAACUUUGGUAUCGAACGUUUUGUUACACCAUUAAAGGAUCGAAAAGAUUUGAUUUCUAUCAACGACCAUAGAACAUUAUUUCAAAACAUUGAUGAGCUUUUACAAUUAUCAGAGGAUAUAUUAGAACAAUUACUCCAGAACGACCACGACCCACAAAUUCACUUUGCUUCGCGUGUUUAUGUUUCGAAGGCGAUGGCUAUAUGUGCAGCAUAUAAAAAAUAUUGUAAUGGUUUGAAGCGAGCUGAUUGUGUUCUGGUUAACAAAUCGAGAACUUGCAAUAGCGAUUUUAUGGCUUUUAUCAGCGAACCACCCAUACCGAGAAAACGACCCGACAUCACAACUUUCAUUCAUCGACCCCUUCAGCACUUUCGCGAUAUUUUGAAACUUAUUCAAAUGAUCACAACUAAUUGCCCCACUGACAGUGAUGAAAACAAGAAUUUUACGAAUGUGAUAAAUGAACUGCAGGCAGCUUACCGUGAGAUUACAGUAGGGGGUGGAUUAAUGGAACCACUCGGAGAAGGUCGUCCUUUACUCUCCCUUCAAGAUUUAGAGUCUCGUUUGGUAUUCACAAAAUGUAAACCGUUUACUCUUUCCGUUACUGGCCGUCAAUGGAUCUUCGGUGGUGAUUUGUCUCGCAUCGAUGGACGCUCAGUGAAACAAUUUUGGACACUUCUGUUCAGUGAUAUUAUUGUGUUUGCCAAAGUUAGUCGUGAUAGAGUUUUAUUUAUUACGGAUGAACCGUUGCCUUUGUCAAAUGUCGUCGACUGUUGCUUCAAUGUGAGAAAGAAAUCAACCGAGUUUCGUUUAACGAUCGACCCAAGUGGAUCUGUGAAAAGUCCAACAGUCAAUUGUACGCCUGACCUUACCAGAACACCAUUGCGUAAUGUAAAACGACGAAACAUCAUUUUACGUGCGCCUUCGACAGAGCUGAAGGCUGUUUGGCAAAAUCUACUGACACGACAAAUUUUCAUUGUCAACAACACAUUAGGUUCAACCUUAAAUAGUCCUUUGGAGUCUCCCGACAUUAUGAUUUCCCAACUGGGUGAUAUGAAUCUCAUGGCAAAUUCUAUUACGUCUAUCAAAAUGUGUUCCAUUGAAAGCAUCAACAACCAAAGAAAUCAACAGAAUCAAACGAGAACCAAUGUCAACAAUAAUAAUAAUUUGAGUAACGAGAAGAAAAUUGAAACAUCGCCAAAAAUAACAAGAAGAAUGGAGCGUCUUAUAGACGAGAAAUGUAAUUUAUUAAGUAAAAGUGGAAUAUCAAAGGAAGGUACCGUGCAUCUGGCGCAAUGGAUGAAAGGUCAAUUUAAUAAGCAAGCAUGUGCUUCUGAGCCAAUUGAAUCGGAUGAAGAAGAAAGCAGUCAAUUAAACGAUUGGAGUGAAGAAGAUGUGAAACGAAGGUCACAAGAACUUCACUUGCUAAUGGAGAAGAAGAAAGAUGAUGACAAUGUCACGAGUGAUGAUGAACAGAACAGUGCUUCCAAAAGUACAAGUACCGACAGUCAAAUAACAGUUCGUUCAAGUCCAAUCAAUAAUAACAACAGUCGCAGUGACAGCAUUUCAAUUUGUCGACAAUGUCAUAAAUUCUGUAAAAAGAAAUCUAAACUUAUGAGUCCAUCCAAUGACAGUAAUAAUAACAAAUUGAAGAAAUCUCCUUCGAGGCAGCAAGCUGUUGAUACUUCCGACAGUAGCAAUACAAUUGUUAAAGAUAGUCAGGAAAGCAGCUUAAUGGAAGACUCAAAGGAGUUGCGAAUGUCACAAACAAUGAUUUCAAUUAAUGGUGCAGUAAUCACUGAUUCAAUAAUCAAGACAUCACAAUCAUCGCCAUCAGCGUUACAAACCCACCAAAAACCAACACCAAAAAUGGGUGUUCGUGCUAACAUCGAAACAAAAUCGCACAAUCACAAGAAAUCUUCUUCGUCUGUCAACAGUAUGUGCAAUUGUGAAUGUAAACCAAAAGAUUUUGAGAAAACGACGUUAAGUCCCGAUGAAGUGAAACAUGAAAUUGUGAAGAUUCUCAGCGAUGUUGAUCAAAUAGCCAAUAAAAUGUCAGUAACAGAUUCAAGUUCUCGAUCAAGUGAUUCGCCUUAUUCCAAUUAUAGCAGCAUCCGUGCAAGAACACUUCAAAGUAAAUACAGUUUUCUGUACAACAACAAUCACAUGACAGCAGCAGCUAAACGUCAACCAGUUAAUAUUAUCAAAGAGACAAUGAUUGGAGCUGCCGAAGGAAAAGUUAAAGCGGGUGAGAAAGCGAGUGAAACUGCCGAUCAACCAACACCAGUACAGUUGAAUGAGUCGUCAAGUCAAGGUGAUAAUGAGAAUGAAGAUGAUUUGUCAUUGAUGUUGGUAGACUUGGCACAAUUGAAUCCCAUCACAUCUGUACCAACAAUUUCCGUUCUUCCACCCACACCAGAUCUUAACAAACAGCACAAUUUUAAUCCAACAAAAGAUUUGGAAAUUACAAAAGUUAACAGCAUUAGUAUUAAAACAGAAAGCAGUUUUGAUUCGAUUGACGAUGAAGACGAAGAACCUCCUUAUAUGACACUAAAGACGAGUUUAAGACGCUUUGGAACUCUGUCAAGUUUGGAAAGAAUGCCUUCGGAAGAUACAGACGAAAAGACUGUGAACUCAUCAGACGAGGAAAAUUCUGAUGAAGAAAUUAAAAUUGUUGAAAGCACUCAAACAUUUCGAACUUGGACAUCACGGGCUGGUUCUUUUCUUGAAGAAUCGAGAGCUUUCAUCGAUAAAUAUCUUGGACGUACCGACAGUUGCGAAUAUAGCAGCUUGAAAAAUGGCACAAAGGAUUCAACUGUUGACUUCGAUGAGUAUGAAACAAUUGAAGGCGAAACUUCCGGUGGAACAUCAGGUGAAGAAGUUUGGGGAACACCAACAAGUGGAGGUGAAAACGAUGAAAUGCACAUGUUUAAUAACGGCGAAAAUCGAUCGUCUCCAACAAAGUCUUCUUCGUCUUACACCGGCGAUGAAGAUACGGAAAUUAUGAUGGAUGAGCUUUUAAUGGCACCUAUCAUGACAACCAGUAAUAUCAGGGGAUUGCUACCGAGGCGAAGAUUAGAACCUCUUUUUGAAGAAGAUACUGAUAGUUGUGACUCGAAUAAUGAAAAUAGUUUGCUAGGGAAUGAUAAACAGGGGGAAGGAAUAGAAAAAAAUAUCGAAAGAUGUCCAAGUUUGCCUACUUCAAUCGAUUCCGAUCACACAACGCCGUCAAUCGACGAGGAGAUGAUGAUGAAUCCGGAGGAUCUGAUGUCACCUACAACUAUACAAGCACAGCUCGACCACUUAUCACCAGUCGAGGACCUGGAUUUGGACGAAGUGGAUGUGUCAGUGCUGAGCGAGGACGAGGAAACUCCGAAAACCACGACACCAGUGGGAGAAACCUUUGGGCAUGUUGCUGACAAAUGUGGUGCGUCUGUUCUACAAUCUCUGAUAGAAAAAAACGCAUCUCAAAAUCAUAUCGAACGUGCCGAAGCACCACAGACCAAUCAAACUGCUGCACAACCAUCAACACCAACAAUUCGAACACCCCGAUCAUUGGAGAUGCGCUUAGCGAUGAACAACGAUAUUCUGGGGGACGAGGACUUGAUGAGUUAUGCUCCGGGGCCGGAUCUAACAUCAAUUCUCGGACGCGACCUCUCUACAUACCACCGAAUGACGGGUCGGGAUAUUAUAAUGAACAAAAUUAUCAAUCGGAGAGAAACAUCACCCCAACCGUUCAGAUUCAGCAGCCAAUACGACACCAACCGCAGCGACCCACAGAGCUCAUCUUAUCAACAAAACAACUCGAAAAUGGACACACCAAUACUAAAUCGCAAGCUUCCACGUACAUGGAGCAGUUCUGGAUUUGUACGAAAAGACGAAAAAGCUCUUUCGGAUUUGGAGCGACUAGCAAGACGAGAGAAAAUUUAUUGCAUGAAACUUCAAAACCAAAACAGUGACAGUGAUUCAUCAUCUAAGACCAUUGUGCCCAACAAAAAGAAUAAAUUAUUAAGAUUGCUGAGACGGAACUCAGAGAAUGUAAUUGGCAAGCAAGCAAAGGCUAAAAAUAUUUUAGAGAGAAAAACGUCACUUUGCGAUAACAGCUGCGGAAGUGGCGAUGAUUCGAUGAGCCUUGCAACUGACCGACUUUCAUCAUUCAACAAGGAAACUGAUAAAACAUUAGAUCGAAGAUUUUGGAAACAACUGACGAAACGACGUCGAUCCAAUUCUCUGUCGUCCAACUAAAAAAAAAAUUUAAAAACAUACAAUUCAUGCUUAAGAUCGAUCACUUUGUAUCUUCCCAUUUAACACAUAAGUUUCAAUCAAUUAAUUCUUAGCUUAAUCGAAAGCAUUUGUAACAUAACAUUUCGAAUUUAGGGACUAAAAAUAUACUUCGAAGUUUAUUUCGUUUUCUAAGAAUAUGUAAUUCGAUAAAUAAUAAAGAGAAAUCGUAAUUUCAUUUAAGUAGUAAUUUCAAAGACAGGCACAAUGCGAUAAUAAUUUGUAGUAAUGAUUGUGAUUUGAAUUUAGUUAUAAGAAAGAGAUAUGCAGAGAGAAUAUUUUUGACGAAUAAUAAUUUACGCAAAUAAGUUUUUAAAGAAAGUCGAUUUUAUGAACUUAUUCCAAUGUUUCAAAAGCAUUUUGAAAUUUAAAAAUAUAUGAAAUUUGUUGAGUUACCAUUUUAAAGAAAUUUUGAGAUUGUUCACAAAUUAUUAUGCGCCAAACGAAUGAAUGAAUGAAAUUAAUCAUCCAGCUUUUAAAAAUGAAUGGAAUUUCAUGAGACAUUUGUCUGAAAAGCAUUUUCGUCUGUUUGCGUCAUUUACAAGUGUUUAAAUGACAUGAACUUCGGAAUGGUUUUUGGAAGGAUAUGAAAAACAACCAAAACGUUUUUCAGACAAUGUCAUUGGAGCUACGAACUCGAGACAUAAUUUCAGGCUGCUUUAAGAUGAGUAUUUAUGAAACAAGAUUUUAUCUUCAUUCAUUCUAAUUGAUUCCAGCCUUGAAGAUGGAGCAAAACUUUUCAAAUUAAAAAAUAAAAAUAUUAGAGUUUUGUCAAAUAUUUGAAACAAAAGAAAUCAUAGACUCAUAAGAGAUUUCAUGAUUAACUUAGAUAGAAAAAUUUUAAAUUUACUUCUAAAUGACAAGAGUUUGAAAUAAAAUUGCACAAACAAAUGGAAUGAGAAAUGAAUUGUGAAAAGUGUGAGAUAAAAAACUUUCAAACAUCCCCAUAAAAAUAAUUGUCCAAGUAAUAAAACUAAAAUGGUUGUAGAAAAUGUUAUGCGACCGUCCAUUGACAAAAACUUUUUUGCAAUAUUAGAUUUUAUGCUUUGAAACUCCGUCUUUAAAAGAUUUUAUGCUUUUUGGAAAAACAACGAAGAAAAAGAAGAAUAAUCAGAAACAAUCCAAAUCUAUUUAAACAUUUCAUAAAUUUUAUGCAAAGAUUUUCAAAUCAAAACAUCAUUCGUUCUUAUUUAUGCUGAAAACAUUGCAAAAUAACCAUUUUAACAUCAAAAAAUUAUACAAAGUUUUCUUUUUUGUAGAACAUUUAUUCUAAUAAUGAAAUAAAAAAAUAUUCCUUCAAUUUAUUCAGAUGAAAGUUUGUCAUUUACUUAAAUCAUUCCAAUUUUUUCUUGACAAAUAAAAAGUGAUUUUUUAAAAAUCUAAAGCUAAUUCAUUGUAAU
Messenger RNA from Clunio marinus, 7316 nucleotides. NCBI's taxonomy places the organism in Eukaryota, Metazoa, Arthropoda, Insecta, Diptera, Chironomidae. The record is from the annotation of a GenBank genome assembly.